CAGGCAGCCGGCCUUGGGGAAGUUGAACUCCACAAACAGCCAUAUGGUGAAGGCCAGCGUCGCGAGGAGCGAGAAAGAUCAAGGUGUACGCAAAGUGGUUGUACAUCGCUAGUUCACGUAGUUCUUCCUCAAUCGCAGAGCUCUUCGCACUCCAAUCAGUGCCGUUAUGGCGUGAUAGAAGAUGAAGGAAUCCAUGAAGAACAGCAGAGCCAUUGUCACCAGAGGUGUUCUGUCAUCAGUAUCAAACGUGUCCUAAAUCCACACACAAUGUGACUUAAUACUUAGCAAGCCACGGACACAUAAAUACGUCCAUAAGUCCAUAAGAAUAUAUACAGGGGUUAUAAUACUAGGUGCGCUAAUACUUCAUACAUAAGGAAAUACCCAUUGUGUCCAAAGGGUUAAGAUCUCACGAUACUAAACUGGACAUUUACACACAAUCGUGUGAAGACUCACGGUUCUCGAUCGGACAACGCCGUCGAUGAGAGCGAGAACCCAGUAUAUGACGCCAGCUGCUAUGACCUUCAAGAGUGAAUCACCCAGUCUGGGGCUGAAU
Messenger RNA from Geodia barretti, 553 nucleotides. The record is from the annotation of a GenBank genome assembly. NCBI's taxonomy places the organism in Eukaryota, Metazoa, Porifera, Demospongiae, Tetractinellida, Geodiidae.